CCGGCCAGCGACCGAAUCCCGGCUCAUCUCUCUCCUGCCGGGUCGCCCCAAGCUUAGGGCGAGGGUUUUGGAUCGGGGAGGGGUCUGCAUCCAAGGGCAGAGACCCUUCUCUCUCCGUCCAUUGUGUGUCCAGAACUUGGCUCCAAGGAAACGGCUUAAAACUGAGGGCGAAGGAGGGAGGGGAUAUGGGGGACCCGGACAGGUUAGCAGCCGUUACUUUUCUGGACUUCUUCCCUUUAAUAAGAGUGACAGCUAACAAGUAUUAAGCACUUAUCAUGUCAGGGGCCCUGCAGUAAGUGGUUUGCAUGCAUUUCUCUGUUUAAUCCUCCCCACAUAACUUUUCUGAUCCCGAUUUGGUAGGUGAGAAAUGAAUUAGCGGAUAAGUUCAGUGACUUGCCCAAGGUGACACAGUUGCAGAGCCGGAACUUCAGUUCUAGUCUGUCAGCAUAGCCAAUGUCCCUUAACCACUUAACUGCCAAGGCAGUAUUGGUAUGUUUUUCUCAAGGCAUGUAGCUCAAGCAGGUAGUAGAAUAUGCUUGAUGAGAGAGACUUAGGAAUGUGACGUUGAAUUCAGUUUUCUCUUUUUCCUUUAUAUUUCACGAAAAUUUAGACCUUGGCUUUAUAUUAGAAUCCUGGGCAGAAGAAAAUGCAUGAAUUAAUUGUACAGAAUUGUCAUGGAAGACUGUAGAAGUGAUGCUUUUCAAGAGGUUAUCAGACAAACGGGCUGUUAGCUGAGUUCCUUCACUGUGAGCCAGUUAGGUGGCACACUUACUGUGGACUUGAAAAGAGAUAUGAUACACAGUCUGGUACUUGAGAAGGUUUAUAAUCUCUAUGAAGCAAAAGGUAGUUGAUUUAGGACCUGAUAAAUUAAUGCUAUUAUUGUCCUUAAGAGAGAUUGAGGUAAAGCAUUGUGAAAUGGAUCUGGAGACAUCCAAAAGCAUACACUUAGGAUGGGGUUGUGGAAGAGAAGGCCUAGGAGCAGAGAGUGAGGAAGAAGAUGAAAUUGAAAUGGAAGUUGAAGACCAGGAUAGCAAAGAAGCCAAAAAACCAAACGUCAUAAAUUUUGACACCAGUCUGCCAACGUCACAUACAUAUCUGGGCGCUGAUAUGGAAGAAUUUCAUGGCAGGACUUUGCAUGAUGACGACAGCUGUCAGGUUAUUCCAGUUCUGCCCCAGGUGAUGAUGAUCCUGAUUCCUGGGCAGACCUUACCUCUUCAGCUUUUUCGUCCUCAGGAAGUCAGUAUGGUGCGGAAUUUAAUUCAGAAAGACAGAACCUUUGCAGUUCUUGCAUACAGUAAUAUACAGGAGAGGGAAGCACAGUUUGGAACAACAGCAGAGAUAUAUGCCUAUCGAGAAGAACAGGAUUUCGGAAUUGAGAUAGUGAAAGUGAAAGCAAUUGGAAGACAAAGGUUCAAAGUCCUUGAGCUAAGAACACAGUCAGAUGGAAUCCAGCAAGCUAAAGUGCAAAUUCUUCCUGAAUGUGUGUUGCCUUCAACCAUGUCUGCAGUUCAGUUAGAAUCCCUCAAUAAAUGCCAGAUAUUUCCUUCAAAACCUGUCUCAUGGGAAGACCAGUAUUCAUAUAAAUGGUGGCAGAAAUACCAAAAGGUGAGAAACUGAUUUUUUUUU
Molecule: messenger RNA, 1626 nt
Organism: Leptonychotes weddellii (Weddell seal)
Lineage: Eukaryota; Metazoa; Chordata; Mammalia; Carnivora; Phocidae
Source: RefSeq, a predicted model, not a curated record